AGGAAGGAAGGAAGGAAGGAGGGAGGGAGGUUCGGCCGAGGCGCUCCGAACGACGCUCAGUGAUGGACGGACCGAGCAGCCGAAACAAAGCGGCUAGUUAGCAUUUAGCGGAAGUCCACAACGACGAUGGAGUCGUGCAGCCCCAACCCGCUGGCCCACUUCACGGACAACUCGUACAAAAUGAGCGAGGAUGACGUCAGGAGGCUCAUCGAGUUCAGAGCCUCCAACGAGCUUCUCUUCACCGGAAAGAGGAACUCCGCCAAGAUGGCCUGGAGCACCAUCCUGAGGGCUUUGGACCUGCAGGGGAAGCUGACAGCCGAGCAGAUCGCCAAGAAGUGGGACAAUCUGCGCUCCAAAUACAAGGACCUGAAGCAGCCCUACCAAUCAGCAGGUCAGGAGCAGCUGGAGGGCGUGGCCGAGUCGUGGCCGUGGUUCCGGAUGAUGGACGACGCCAUGCACGGUCGCCUGUACAACAGUCACAUGGUGCUCGGCGCGCCAAACGACAACAACGACGACAUCCUGGAGUUCCUCAUCAAGACCGAGUUGGAGGACUCGGGCGCCGCCGCCGACGGCGCCGCCGCGCCCGCCGAGGGCCCGCCCGUGGGCUGGAGGAGGACGGGCGAGUGUUCCUACAAAAUGUCCGAAGCGGAGACGGAGCGCCUCAUCAAGGUUCGCGCCGCCAACGAGGCCAUCUUCACUGGCAGGAAACACUCGGCCAAGCUGGCGUGGAGGGCCGUGCUUCACGAGCUGGGUCUGCAGGGCAAGCUGAGCACCGAGCAGCUGGCCAAGAAGUGGGACAACCUGAAGAGGAGGUACAAGGAGCUGAAGUUUCCCCCGCACGGCGCGGAGUCCAACCCGAGCUCCUGGCCGUGGUUCUACCUCAUGAACGACGCCGCGGAAGGCCGCCUGGCCGGCGCCGCGCCCGCCCUCGCGCCCGUCGCCGACGAGGAUGACGAGGACGACGACUGCGAGAUGCUGACCCCCGCGCCUAGGAAGCGAGCCCGCAGGAGUCGGGCGGGCAUGGCUGACUUCCUCACCGAGUCGGAGAUGGACCUGCUGGUCCGCGCCGAGGGCAAAAACGCUUCCUCGGCGCCGGGAGACCUCCGGCGGAUGUCUGAGUUCAGCUACAAACUGACGGAAGACGACAUCCGAAAACUGGUGGAGCUGCGAGCGGCCAACGAGGCGCUCUUCACGGGACGGAGGAACAGCGCCAAGCCCGCCUGGAGGGGCAUCGUGGAGGAGAUGGGCCUGACGGGAAAGAUCACGCCGGACCAGGUGGCCAAGAAGUGGGACAACCUGAAGACCAAGUUCAAGCUGUUUGAUCCGCCGUCCCUAAUGAAGUGUCCCACGUGGCGUGUGGUUCAGGACCUGAAGUUCCCCCCGCGGGGCGUGGAGCCUCAGGGUGGGGCGGCCUCCUGGCCGUGGUUCCGGCUGAUGAACGACGCCCUGGAGGGCCGCCUGGCGGGCAACGCCGCCCGGGCGGCGCCAAUGUGGAUCGGCGAGGAGGACGCCGUCGUCUCGGGCUGGCCCCCCUCCGUCGACGGCCGGGGGGCGGAGCCGGGCAUCUGCGGGGCGGAGCCGGGCGCCUUCGGGGCGGAGCCGGAAGUCUGCGGGGCGGGCGACGGCCGAGGUGCUGCGGACCUCUGCGAGUCGGAGGGCAACGUCACCUACAUCGACGCCAGCGGCGAAGAAUGCUCCGCCCCUACGGAGCUCUCCUACAAAAUGAGCGAGCAGGACACUCGGCGCUUGAUCACGCUCAGAGCCGCCAACGAGGUUUUGUUCACCGGAAAGAGAAACGCCGCCAAGGCUGCUUGGAAGGCCAUCAUCCGGCAGCUGGAUCUCCAGGGGAAAGUGUCCACCUACCAGGUGGCCAAGAAGUGGGACAAUCUCAAACGCAGGUUCAAGGACCUGAAGUACCCCCCCGCGGGCAUGGAGAACACGACGGAGAGCGCCGCCUCCUGGCCUUGGUUCCGCUUGAUGAAUGACGCCAUGGAGGGUCGCCUGGUGUGCGGCCCCCACCUCCUGACGCCCGUCGCCCUCGAGCCCGCCCCCGGGCGCCGCCCCCCUUCGCCGCCCGCCUCCGACUCUGGACUCGAGUCGCCGGCGGGCGGCGGCGAGCCGAACCGCUUUGAGCUGGAGCGUGAGCGCCAGAUGCUGGAGCGAGAGCGCGCGGCGGUGCGGGCUGAGAGAACGCGCCUGGAGAGGGAGCGGGUGGCGCUGGAGGCGGACCGCGCCCUGCUGGAGCAGGAGAAGGCGGCGCUCGGCCGAGAGAGGGACCUUCUGCACCGGGCGGGCGUCGCGGUCGCCGCCGACCCCCAUUCGGGACGCAACGGCGCCGUCUCGUAGACGUCGCUCGCCGGGGGCGCGUCGUCGGCCCGCUCGCGGUGGUGCACAAAGACGUGUCGCCGGCCGGGCACACAUCGAAUGGCCGCCCGCUCCGUUGAACGCCACUGCACCCUAGGACGCCUUUGACGACGUUCACGUGGCCGGGCAGCGCUCGCCGCGUUCGUCUCCAUCAGGGAUGUCAUCGAGUGUCUCAUCCUCAAUGAUGUCGUCAUCGGCGUCAGUCCCCGGCCCCUGCGGCUUCUGCACGUUGUCUUUGAAAACGAUUGCCUGCAGGAAGUCGGACACUUUGUAUUUAUUUAUCUUAGGAAGGAGGCGGGGCUUCACGUUGUGCCUCUUGAAUAUUAAUGACACUUUUUGAGGUUUAAAAAAAUAAAAAUGUUAUCGUUAACAAAGCGAUGCCCUUUGCGCGAGUU
Messenger RNA from Phycodurus eques (leafy seadragon), 2759 nucleotides. RefSeq lists its product as uncharacterized. The record is from RefSeq and is a predicted model, not a curated record. NCBI's taxonomy places the organism in Eukaryota, Metazoa, Chordata, Actinopteri, Syngnathiformes, Syngnathidae. The transcript is spliced from 13 exons. The coding region runs from base 127 to 2346 and encodes 739 amino acids.